Messenger RNA from Diprion similis, 15776 nucleotides. Its product is annotated as protein split ends. Lineage: Eukaryota; Metazoa; Arthropoda; Insecta; Hymenoptera; Diprionidae. Gene Ontology annotation, biological process: regulation of transcription by RNA polymerase II. The transcript has 11 exons. The coding region runs from base 910 to 13965 and encodes 4351 amino acids. Gene Ontology annotation, molecular function: mRNA binding. The record is from RefSeq and is a predicted model, not a curated record. Gene Ontology annotation, cellular component: nucleus.
AAAAACGAAAAUAACUUAGAUGACGGUGUAAAAGUAUCCGUGCGUAGGUAUCGCCGCGUUGCUCGUCGAUUUUAAACUCGGUGCCGAAAGUAUAACAACAACCACAAUAAUAAUAAUAGUAAUAAUAAUAAAUAAUCUUAAUAACGACGGUAAUAGUAAUGGUAACAAUCGCAUAAACGUACAAUUAAGAAACGUGUGGUACACCCUGUGUGUAACGGAAAGAAGUAUAAAUCGCGAGUGAAAUAAAUAAAAAAUAAUCGUCGGAGAAUGGAUAAGUGUGGUAGUAGUGGGUGGUGUGAUGUGUGAUUAGCGGGUAGAUAGAUAGUGUGUACGAUGUGGUGUCUAGCAACAGCCUAUGCUAGUGGUGUCUCCUCCUCAGACCCGUCGCGGUUUUAUCACGAGCAUCUGAUCCCUCUGCGUUGUUGCUACAACCCUCAUCGCUGUGCGUGGGGCCAUAAGCAUCUCCUUGCCAUGAGCAUCCAGAGUGACUAGUGACCGCGCGUUGUGUGAUGAUCGUUGAUCUACUCGUUCGUCGUUUCAUUCGUCGUCCUCCCGCAAUCCCUGUUGUUGAUGUUAAUGUUGUUGUUGGUUUUAUUGUGCGUUUACGGCGGUAAUAUCGCAAGGUAUAUAGAAGGAAGGAAAAGUGUUGCUAACAAGAAUUAGUUUUUGGUAUCUAUUGUUUUGUUCUCUGUGGAUAUAAGAGAAGCGAAUACCCGCUAGAUCUAGAUAUCGCCGAUAGUUGGGCUCUGGCUGUGUGGCUGGCUGGCUGGCUGGUUUGUGACGCUGGCCUCCGAUACUAGUUCCUCGUUGGUGCAGAGUGCGCGAGAUCGGGCGAGAGUUGUGUGUCGUUGUACAGUGUCGCCAAACGAUACCACAACAUCCGAUCCCAAAUGAAGAGUUCGGAGCAAAAUGGUUAGAGAGACACGACACCUGUGGGUUGGAAAUCUGCCGGAAAACAUCCGAGAGGAUCGCAUAAGAGAGCACUUCAAACGGUAUGGACGCGUACAAAGCGUCAAGCUGCUGCCACGGGGAGAAGAAUGCCCCGUCGAUGGGAGCUCCGGCGGUGAGGGGAGCGAGGGCGGGGGCGUCGGUGUCGGCGGCGUCGGCGUCGGGAGCGUCGGGUCGACGGGCACCGGGGGUGCCUCAGCGACGGUCGCGUUCAUGGACAUUAAAUCCGCUGCGAAGGCUCACGCCACCGAACACACCCUGGACGAAAGAGCCCUCACAACACAGUACUACGAGCCACAGCAUCUUCAACAUAGGUUUCCUCCCCACGGAAGUUCGGAGGAUCAUGGAACCAGCGGUGGUAGCGCUGGAGGUCCAACGGAAGUGUUCGAGCCACGUGGAUCCCACGUGGGUUUCUACACGAGCGAGAGAGGGAAUCGCGUUGGCGGCGGUGGCGGUAUGCCUGAAUCUGCCGGCGAUCCCGGAGGCUACAUUCCUCGCGGUCGACCUCCCCCAGUCAGCGGUUACCACGUGACGUCAGCCAGGGCGAGGGAUCGGCUAUAUCCGCGAACGGGCCCUUACGCAGCCGGCCCACCACCUCCACAUAUAGAACGUCAUCGCAGUAGCCUAGCACCCUCGUCCUGGUCCUCCUAUGAGUCUGCGACAUCUCGGUACACCUCGGCGCCGCCUCCACCAUCGCCGGCGACUACGGACGCCUACGAAGAGCCGAGCGGCGGUAGAACCCAGCACAAAAAACAACGGCGAAAAUCACGAAGCGGUAGCAGCUCGCCGAGCGGCUCGAGCCGAUCCGGGAGCAGCAGUAGCAGCCGGAGUGGUAGUUCCGGUGGUAGCAGUUCCGCCGGAAGCAGCUCUCCGAGCAGUUCACCUCACCGCGGCAGCAACGCCGUGACGGAAGACCGGAGACCGCUAGCGAUAUGCGUGCGAAAUCUGCCGGCAAGGAGCAGUGAUACGUCAUUGAAGGAUGGACUUUUUCACGAGUAUAAAAAACACGGUAAAGUGACGUGGGUUAAAGUGGUCGGUGCUGCCGGUGAUCGUUACGCGUUGGUAUGCUUUAAAAAACCCGAGGAUGUUGAAAAGGCGCUUGAGGUGUCGCACGACAAGCUUUUCUUUGGCUGUAAAAUCGAGGUCGGACCCUAUCAGGGUUACGACGUUGAGGACAAUGAGUUCAGGCCGUAUGAGGCUGAACUCGACGAGUAUCAUCCCAAGGCUACGCGGACAUUGUUUAUUGGAAAUUUGGAGAAGGAAGUGACGGCCUCUGAAUUGAGGAAACAUUUUGAACCAUUUGGAGAGAUAAUUGAAAUCGAUAUAAAGAAGCAGGGUGCCGUAUCGAGUUAUGCCUUCUGUCAGUACUCGGACAUCAGCAGCGUCGUCAAAGCUAUGAGGACUAUGGACGGGGAACAUCUCGGUGCGAAUCGAAUAAAACUCGGUUUCGGCAAAUCCAUGCCCACUUCCUGCGUUUGGGUAGAUGGGAUUGGAGAGUGUAUGUCGGAAAAAUAUAUAAACAUGCAGUUUCAUCAAUUUGGACCAAUAACGCAGGUGGCAGUAGACAGGGAACGCGGUCAUGCGCUAGUCUUUUUCGAGCAAAUUAGCUGCGCCCAAAACGCCGUUAAAGAGAUGAGGGGUAUCGCGCUUCGCGGACGUCGACUUCAGGUCGAUUUUGCAUCUAGAGAAUGCCAGGAGGCAUUUUACGAACAUCUGGAACGACAGGGAAUUGCCGGCGAAAGACCUUGGGACACGAGGCCUGCUGCCGCGGCAGCUUUUGAACCAACGAGAGAACGCAGCUUUGAGUCAGCAGUGACGGUUCCAAAUGCGGGUAGCAGGUUUACCCGCUACGAAACGCCACCCAGAGCACGAACGGCGAGUUACACUCGGACUCCUGGAGGCAGUAGUACGCCAGGAGCGAGUCCUGCCCAUCCAACAGCAGUCUCGCGAAGUACGCGACGCUACCAAACCGAUCCGUAUUAUGAGGGUGAUUACACGGACCCAAACCCCAGGAGGUUUCGAAGCUACGACGAAUUCAGUCAAGGCAGUGGCGCCAGUCAUGACGAUUACGAGGCCAGUUCAAUCGGUGACACAAAACUACCCGAUGAAGAUUGUCCGCCGCCGCGUCGUCAUACCGUGCAAAGUGUCGUGACAAGUGUCGAUCCACCCAUACCACCCCCGCCGUUACUCCCACCCCCGGAUAUACGGCAUCUCCAAAAGGAGCGAGUGCACCUUUUGGAACAGCUCGAGGAGUGUCACAGCAGUGGUGACGAGAGUUUCACGCCUAAGAAGCGAAUGAAGCUUGACAACGCUGUGAUGUGCGAGGACGACGAACCUGAGCUGGCCUGUCUUUUGGUCACUUCUCAUUCCGGCAGAAAAGGAUUGGACGUGAGAAGAGUCAGCGAGAGCAAAACCCUCAUACACCAUGGGACGCGUCGGGGUAGCUGCGAGGGAAGGGGACCGGGGCCUUGCAAGCGGCGAAGGGAUACCGGGAGACAUCAUGAGCAUCAUGACGGUUCGAGACCAGGAACGCCACUGGUGGACGAGAGACCGGAAAACUUGGUUCCCUGCGAGCCGCGGACGUAUCGAGAACGAACUCACGAUAGGCCAAUGUCACUACCUCUGCCUAGGUUUGCUGCCGAACUCAUGAACAACAACAAUAACAGCAGCAGUCGUGCGUCUACGGUGCCACCUGCAAAGGUGGCUAGUCCUCCCGCACUUCUACCGUCAACUAGUCCCAGAGCACCACCUCAGCCACCAGCGUCUCCACCUCCGAGGUAUCUGAGCUCGAGUCCUACGAGUUCGGAUAGCGAGACAGCGCCGCAAUCCCCCAGCCUGGAAGAGAGAAUUCGUUCGCUCGAUGAAAAGUACGAAAAGUGGUCUGGAUCCAGGGCAUUGAGUGCCGCCGGUGGCGACGCGCUCGCCAAACUUGACACCACGUUGGAGAGGUUCAGGUUUCGUCAUAAACUACUUGACCUUGAACUACACGAAGUACAGCCAUCUGACAUUGUGAAGUCUGUGCUCGCGAAGAGAAGCGUAUUCGACGAGGACUCGAAAAGACUAGAGAACUUUAACGAAAAGUAUGAACCGAGAGAGUUCACUGGUGUUAGCGGUGUUGGUUCGAUGAUGGGUGGAGGAAGCUUGAUCGGAAAUGCGGGGAAAGUUGGUCUCCAGUACCCCUUUCCGAGUCAUCCACCUGUUCAACCUACAACCACGGUGACGACCCUCGUCAGCACUACCUCGUCCACGUUAACGGUGUCUCCAUCCCAAAAGACUGAUUCAAGAACAGCCAUUCAUAAUUGUGUGCAUCCCCCAACCCCCACAACCCCAAUUACCCCUAGUGUAACCGUAAAAACAGUAAGCCCCGAACUACCGCCAGUUUCCGUGACAGUGGGUGUAACUAGUGUAAGCGCAGUAAACAGUAACAGCAGUGUAUCUGUGAGUAGUCUUAGCAGCAACAGUAGUAUAAUUAGCGUAGUAAUCACACCUAGCAUCGCAGCAGCCCGAACUGGAAACUCAAGUUUAUGCACGAGUCCGGCGGUUGUUACCUUGGUCACGGCCACGACGACCUGUCAAAUUUCGUCGACUGUAAGCAGUCAGGCGGAAACGCCGCGAGCCCGAUUACGGAAAGACGGUGGAAACUGUCGAGAUAGUCGUGACUCCAGAGACAGCAGAGAUAGUCGAGACAGUAAGGACAGCCGGGACAGUAGAGAUUCCAGGCAUAGUAAGAGCAAGGAAACGUCAAGAAGAUCUCGUAAAGAUGCGGCUAGUGCGGAGAGAAGAAGGGAGAAGGACGAGAAAGAAGACAGAUUGCAUUCUUCCAGCAAUAAUGAAACUGAACAACAGGACAACCAUGGUAAAGACGUCAAAGAGAACAAAGAAAACAAACAUGAUCGGAGAGAUCGCGAUGAUAAGGAUAGGAAGGAAAGGGAGGAGCGUGAAAAACAACAAGAGAAAAAGGAUAAGGAAGACAGAGAAAGCCAAGAGCGUAAAGAACGAGAGGAGCGAGAAAAACGGGAAAGAGAAGAGGAGAGGUGGGAAAAGGAGCGGCAAGAGAGGUGUGACCGAGAAGAAAAAGAGAGGAGAGAUAGAGAGAAUAAGGAAAAAGAAGAAAGUGAACGGAAAGAAAGGGAGGAAAAAGAAACAAAGGAACGAGAGAGAAAAGAGAGAGAAGAAAAAGAAAGGCGGGAGAAAGAAGAACGAAAAGAGCGGGAAGAUAAAGAAAGACGAGAAAAGGAAAGGUUAGAUAAGGAGAGGCGGGAACGUGAAGAAAAAGACAGGCAGGAGCGGGAGCGAAAAGAAAAUGAACGACUGGAAAGGGAUAAACAGGACAAGGAACGCCUUAGAAAGGAAAAAGAAGAACAAGAAAAACGAGAAAAAGAGGAACGAGAACGAUUGGAGAAAGAUCGGAAACGAGAACGUGAAGAAAAAGAGCGAUUAGAAAAGGAAAGGAGGCGGGAUCGAGAGGAAAAAGAAAGACGAGAGAGGGACGAGAAGGAAAGGCUAGAACGAGAGCGACGAAAGGAGAAGGAAGAAAGAGAACGACUUGACAAGGAAAGGCGUGAAAAGGAAGAGAAAGAGAAGCUCGAUAAGGAAAAACAUGAAAGAGAAAAGCGUAAGGAACGCGAGGAGAGAGAAAGGCGUGAGAAAGAAGAUCAGGAAAGGCGGGAGAAAGAAAAAAUGGAUAGAGAAAAACGCCGGGAACGAGAAGAUAAAGAAAAACGGGAACGGGAAGAUAGAAGGCAGGUAACUGAAAAUCAUUACAUGCCAUCGCAAUUACAACCAUCGCCGGCUCCAGUUAAUACGAAAAGGCGCGGAUCUUCGCAAGAUGGUCCUGAAGAUGAAUCCAAACGAAUGAGGAUAUCAGAGCAUAGACGAGAUAGUAAGGACAGGCCACGACAAAAUCGAAAAUCUGAAGACAGGAAGCAUCGGAACGAGCAUAGAAUAAGUAGAGAAAGCAGAGAAGGUCGCGAAAAUCGAGAGCCAACCAUCCAACCAGAUAUGAGAGACAUCAGAGAUUCGAGGGAAAGUAGAGAUAAUCGAGAAAACCGGGAGAAUCGAGAUAAUAGAGAUAAUAGAGAUAAUAGAGAUAAUAGAGAUAAUAGAGAAAAUAGAGAAAAUAGAGAAAAUAAAGAUAACAGAGAUAAUAGAGAUAAUAGAGAUAAUAGAGAUAAUAGAGAUAAUAGAGAUAACAGAGAUAACAGAGAUAACAGAGAUAACAGAGAUAACAGAGAUAACAGAGAUAUUAGAGAUAUUAGAGAUAAUAGAGAUAUCAGAGAAAACAGAGACAAUAGAGAUAGUCAAACACGCGAUUCGUCUCAUUGUGAAUUAUCGAAAGACCAGAACCGUGAGUCUCGCGAAAGUCGUGAUGGAAAGGACAAACAACGUAAAAAGAGUCGUUCUGAACGUAGUGAAAAGGAGAUCAGAGAGAGGAGUCCUCGAGUCUCACAUGAACCUGAUAAAGAAUUUUUGAACCGAUUAGAACUAUCAAGGCGAAGUGAAUCAAAUGAUCAACCGGUCGCUCAUCAUGGAAGAGACAGCCAAUCUAUGUUGGCGAUGCACAGUGACGUUGACAAUGGCAUUCUUUCGACACCAGAAAUGCAAAGAAUGAGACAUACUUCUGCUACUGACACAGACAGUGACGAACCUAAGAAACAUUCAAUAUUCGAUAUAAUUGAUGAUGAACCAGCUUACAUCAGUAUGUAUGAUAAAGUCAAGGCACGCUCUACAAAGAACAUGCAAAAAUUAGAAGAAGAAAAACGGCAGGUGCGUCUCAAAGAUAAAUUCUCACAAUUAAAACAGAGCCGAGCGAGGCGUGAGGAAAAGAAACAAAGUACGUCUUGGGAUGGUGACUCUGCGAGUAGUAAAGCUAUGACUGAAGAUGAUGGCACCUCAGAAUCAGAUUCAGCUCGGGCAAAAUCAUUGUCCAGAAAGGGGUCACGAUCCCGUAUUCACUCGGAUACCAGCGAGGAAGAGGAAUCCUUGACCAAAGUACACAAAGUGAAAACCGAACGCUUUUCCGAAAGUGAUGUAGACCUCGGUUUUGCUGACACUGAGGAAAAGCACAAUCCGCUCAAGUCUUCUGUUCUUCUCAAUAGCAGUACCAUCAAAGAUGAGCCGAGAACGUCAGAUGAAGAAGAAAGAGUUCCUGUACCAUUUCACAUGAAUCAUCCAGUUAAUAAUCAUGAGAGAGAAUCACGGAAAAAAUCACAUAAGAAGAAACAAAAACGGCAGAAAAAUUCUAUCUCUAGUGAAGAAGGGUCUAAAAUGGACGCAUCUGAGAAUAUAAAUCACAAAAGUAAAUCAAACCCUGUAACAACAGACAUUAUCAUUAAGACGGAACCCACAGUUGAAAACUCUGAAGAUAGAAUGCAUGCUGAAAAGAAACAACGUAAUAAAAAAGAAAAGCGUAGAGAACGCAAUGGUGAAGAUAAAGCUAAGGCUAGACGAAAAAGACUCAACAGGCAAGAAGCUAGAGAUACACAAAGAAUGGAGGAUAUAUUUGGCCCUCUAUCGGAGGAGGAUGAUCUUCCCAAUCGGUUUUUCAACAGGCUCAAUAAUCUUCCAGUUCAAAAUACCUAUGGUUCCGACAGUGAUGGUGUACACAGUCCAGUUUUAGAAGUAGAGCGAGAAAAAAGAAAAAAAGAGAAGAAACGACGGCACCAAACAGAAGAUGAAAAUAGCGUUGAUCUGGCUGAAGCAGGAAGAGAAAUUGAAGCUAAACUGCUGGGUCUGCCGAAUUCGCCCAAGCCAUCUGUUGGAGAACACCACGAUCAUGAUGUAUUUAGAUUCACAGAUGACAAUGAUAGUAUUGAACCAUCUACUCCAACCACAGUCUUAGAAAAAGUUAAAGAAAAGAAAAAGAAACGGAAGAAGUCCAAAGAAGAGCGUGGUCGAAAGGAAUAUCAUCACCAUCAUCAUCACGAUAAAACUGGAACCUUGCCACACCUUGGUGCGGAUCCGAGCCCACCUCGAGCCAGUAGUCCAUUGAUAGCAAAAAUGGUAUCACCAACAUCGUCAGCAUCUAGGGAAACACUCUUGAGCCCUAUACCUAAAGUCCCGUCAAGCGUGUCUGCCAUCAAACCUCCAACGCCACUACCUGCACAUACGAAUAAACCGGAAAAGAAAAAAGACAAAUUGAUACCAGGUUUCGGUACUGAUAUCGAUGAGACAAUCCAUGAAAAUGCAGUUAAAAGUAUAUCUGAACCUGAAGAAAAAGAGAAUGGAAAACAAUCGUGUGGCAGAGAUGACUCUGAGACUGUGAUUCCAUCACCACCACCGCCGCAAGUCGAGGACAAGCCCCGUGUGGUUAUUUCUCAAGAGGAAACCGAAGACGCGGUGGCUGCUCUGCUUGAAGAAACAUUUGGUGGUUCGACGGAAGAUUUCUCAUACGAAGGUGAAGAAGAAGCUGAAGCUGAUAAUACUAACGAACCAGCUACAGAUGCCCCCCAGGAAGAUGUUGAAGAGAUGCAGCAAGCUGUUGAGAGUUUGAAUGCAUCAACCGAAGCAGAAACGGACUUGAAACCAGAUACACCUCAAAGUGAACAUGACUUGCAAAUUGAUACAGAUACAGAGGAAGAUCACAGUUAUGAAUCAUUUGAUCUAUCACAACCACCAAAGACUCCUGAUAUACCCUCAUUUUAUAAAUCUCCUGCAAAAACAGAACUCGCAGAAAAGCCAAUGGACAAUCAUUUGAACACACCUGCCAAGGCCUCAAGCCCCUCAGCAUGUGUUGUACCACACUCAUGGAACUUGAGUGAUCACAAACCUCGGAUUGUAAAGCCUGUGGUUGAAGCAGAACCUGCCAAAGAAGCUCCACUUCGGACGUCAACACCUCCUUCUCAAUACAAACCACCAUUGCCUAGUCCAACAAGUCUUCCGAUGUUACCUGACACGUUGAGAUUACCAGCUAACAGUCCUCGGCCUUUCACCACUCAGUCUUCUCAUCAAAGACUGCCAGUGUCACCUCAAUCUCAGCUAGGUCCAUUGCGACAAUCUUGUCCAAGGACACAGAAUUCUGCUUUAACACCUGGUCUUACGCCUCUACCGCCGUUGGUACCUUCAAGAAUUCCUCCUUUGGUGCCAGCUCAGCUUUCUCCAAGAGUCCCACAGCAGAUAUCUCUCAAUGGUCAAUGGUGUCGUCCUUCAAUGCCAUAUAUACAAAAUAUUAACAAGUCGUCACCGCCUCCUCCCCCACCUCCUCUACCACCACCACCACUGCCUCCACCACCAGCAAGAUUACCCGUUAGUGUGCCAAUUGCAGCUCAUCGACCGGAUACGCCUGCUCAGCAAAUAUACUCAACAGCUGCUAGCCAACAACCAGUUAUACAACAUACACCUGGUGCCAGGGCCUUGGUACCAAGUCACCCUCGUGGCGGAUUACCUCCGCUUACUUUGAAUAUACCACCUCGACCUUAUAUGCCAAUUCCAUCUCUUGCAUCAAGUUCAAUAAAAAAUCCAAGGGAUGCUGAGUCUAUGAAUAAAUCCGUCAUUGAGACUCUGUUACCAGUUAAUCCAAACGCACCUCAACGUAUGGUAGAACCUAAAUUAUCGCCAGCUGUAAUACCAGAACCUCCAAGUAAAGCUUCUACCUCGCCAAAAGUUCCAUCACCUAAUCAGCCACCAACUUAUAUACCAGAAACAGCGAAAAUUGAGAUUAAUGCUAGUACUUCUAGUCCUGGGUUUGGAAAACCUAUUGGCACUGAAGACUGUUUACUCUCGCCCAAGCCGCAUAAACCAACUGUAAUCACCGACAACACUAUGUUGUCGCCAAGACAGAAGCAGGAACCACCAACCAUGCAAUUACUGACAACCCAUAUACCACGAACAUCUACACCGAGUCCAGUUAUUGUCGCCCAUAGUCAGCAACAUGUCUCUCCCAAAUCUAUGCUCAAUAUAGGACAACCAAUAGUCUCUGUAAACCAGUCUAUGGCAAAAACCGUUGUACCAGUAAUUUCGCAAGCACCUCCAAAAUCUCAAACUCCUACGGCGAUACCAAAGUGUGCAUUAAUAAUGACCCAAUCAACUAUCCAGCAGCAGACUGUGAAUAAUCAAAGACCACCUAUUUCUCAAGGGCUAUUGCAUACUAAACCUCAUAUGCCGGUUGUUUCGAGUUCUCAGCAAACUGUUGUAACACAUGUGACAACAUCAAUCAUAUCAUCAAAUACCAUGACGGUGCAAACAUCGCCAAAACAGCCAACAGUUUUCUCCCCAAGCCAGCCGCAAGCCAGCUCCGAAGUUCAGGGAGCACAGUUUGGUCAGAAUACGCAUUCCAUCCAACCCAUGCAACUUACACCACCUAUACAACCUGCGCAGCCAUUACAAAUUAAGGAGGAGGAUACAACUUGUGAUGUCCGGAAACCUAACACUAUAGAAACUGGAAAAUUAAUGGAACAAAUGUCAAAUGAACUUGACAUGAAGCUGAAACAAGAGAAACAAGAAUUAGGCAACUUGUCAUCACAAAUAGAAAAGGUCAACUUGACCAAUUGCAUAUCCGAAAAUAAAGAUAUUCUGGUACCGAAGAUUGAGCCGAAACUAUUGGAAAAAUCUGAAAUCAAAGAAGAAAUAAAGGAAGAAGUCGUCAUAAAAGAAGAAAAAGUAGAUGAUAUGGAAUUAGAAGACGAAUCGGUAGACCCAUUGAGAGAACCAAGCAGUGAUCCCUUAGCACUAGAUCCAACGAAAGAAGAUCCAACGGAUAGUAAAGAAGAUAGUGACUAUUGGUCUGCUAAGGAAGUAAACAUUGAGAGUGUGAUUAAAAAAGUUGAUGCUUUAUGUGAUGGAGAAGCGAAUGAUGCAGAAGAAGAGACACAACACAGUCAAGAAUUGAAUAGCGAUUCUCAUGAUACAAUCAAGAAUGAAACUGAUUGGUUCGAUUCUGAGCAGGCUGAAAUUGAAGAGAAAAAAGACAUGGCACACGACGAACAGGACGAAGGUGUAGAAACUUGUGAAACAGAAUUGACAAAAGGAAGACGACUUAGAUCUAAGGUUCGUCGAGGAGGCAGUGGCCGUGGGGGUGUUACUACAAGACGUGGAGGUAGGACUUCAACUAAUGUACCUCAACGACGUGGUGGUAAAUCAUCCAGAGGAGGUAAGCAUCAUACUGAGAAGAAAUUACCAGCAGAUGUUUAUGAAUUCCACGAUGACAGUGAGGAAGACAAUGCUGGUCGCCCACGUUUAAUACUAACUAUUAAAUCACCAGGACCUAAUUCUACAGGACCUAAUGCACAACCCGCAACACCAGUUGCUGCUGUCAAAGAAGUACCACCUGAGGAAUUUAUUUCACCCGCAGCAAAUACGCGCAAGUCGAGACGGCUGGCUGAGAAAGAUGGUAGUCGCAGUACAGUGGAUGAUGUUAUUGACGAAGUUAUCCGUGGCUCUGCUGUAAACAGAUCUAUUGUUGCAGGUGUUCAUGCAACUAGACGUAGUACUAGACACAACAAUGUUCCACGAGGUGCUCAACAAUUACAACCGCAGCCAACCGCAACCGAGUCCCGUAAAUCACCUAGAGCAACUCGCAAGGCUACUGCUCGCAGAGCUUCGGAAAAUAAUGAUGAUAGCAGCGAAGAAAAGAGUAAGGAAGUGCAAACACCGCAGGAUGUUCCGAUCAAACAGGAGACUCCUAUCAACGAAGAAAGUUCAAAAACUGUUACAGUUCCGAGAGAAGUAUCCUUGCAGAAUCCAAAAUCUGCCCCACUGGAACCAAUGACACUAAUUGAUCCAGUGACAGGAGUGCUAACUCCAAUGCGAGAAUCUGAAGAAGGGCAAUACAUACCAGUGUCAACUGCAGGUGGAAUUGCGCAAAAUGCUCGGGUUACAUCAGAAUCACAAGUUCCAGUCGUUGUGAGCUCUCCGAGUAUACAGCAGGAGGCUAAGUCUCAUACUAUUUCAUCAAAUUCAGCUCCAGCAACAGCAAAAUUGAAAUCGGAAGUUAAUAUACCACCUGCCAUUGCAGAACCACCAACUUGUCAGCCGCAAUCGCAACCACAUGUGCAGACGAAGCCUCAGCCAACUGUAAUAGCUACACCACAAUCUCCUGUUGUGCAAACACCAAUAUCAGUAGCAAAACCUAAAGCACCUGCGUCACCCAACAUGGUUGUGAGUCAGUCACCGACCAUGACUACGAGUCAGAUCAAAACACCUACCAGCCUUAAAGCUCACGUUUUGAACGCUAGCAAGCAUGUGAAUUCAAUUCCGCAACCGAUUAUCACUAAACCAGCAAUGCCCAACCUGACUAGCCAAACUAUUGUUCAAAACGUUGUAAAGCAACCUGCGCAAGCGGUACCAGGUCUACAUUUGCAAAUACCCGGAGGAAAAAUUCCUUCCGCAAGUCUCAGUCCAUGUUUGAAGGUGCAUCAAAGUAAUGGAGCUAAUAUAAAACAAGGACAGCCAAUGUCCCCUGUGCUAAACUGCACCGCUCCACCUAAUCCCAAACAGCAUUUGCUACAAGCCGUUAAACAACAGUCUCCGACUAUCGUUAAUCUUCCGCAAAAGUUGCCAGUUAGCGUGCAUCCUAGUAAUGUUGUAACAGUUACAACGCAAAGAGUUCAUCAACCACCGGCACAGCCUGCUACGUUAAAAUCCAUCGGAGGACAACAACACCCAUUGAAUCCAAAAGCACACUUGCUCCAAGCUGUGGGUCCUCCAAUAAUGACUGGAUCAGUAGCUAGCCCUCCGACACAGCCCCAUCUCAUCGGUUUACAGCCGGUUGUAACUGGUGCAAGCUCUUCAAGAUCUGCAAUACCAAAAUCUCAGAUUUCUGCAGCAAUGGAACCACCAAAAGUGGAAGUAUCCAUAGGUGGCUGUAUAAUGGUCCCAACAGCAAGCUCACAAAGUCGCGGAGUGCCGAUCCCAAACUACGAAGCCUCAUUGCAUGGCGCGGGUACCACUCCGUCCCCAGGGAGUCAAUAUGGGCUAGGCCCACUUCGUCGCUCCCAGAGCCCUCCAUUGCCCCCACCUGCCCAUCAUCAUGCUAAUACUCCUCAGGGCGAAGUCGUCAACCACUACGGAGGAAUAACUCGCGGUGAUCUUCAGGCUCACUAUAUGCACCCACAAGUGUUGCAAUAUCAAUAUCUCCGUGCCCAACAAGAAGCACUAACGACUCCCCGCAUUGCCGCGUAUCAUGGACCAGGAACCAGAUCGCCUCACCUACCAUUGGAUCCAAAACUUGAGGCAGGCGGAGAAGAGAGCCACAGUCCACCUUUGGAAUUGAGACGAGCAACAAGAACUCCUCAAGAUCGAGCAACAGAUAGUCCUCAAGUGGCUCAAGUCUACAUGUUACACAGUACGGCUCGUCUGCCUCCACAAUAUAGUGUUGGUAAUGCAUCGAUGGGUGCUGUAGGCACAGGUGCAAGAGCAGCAUACUAUGAACCACCACCUGCACAUAUAAGAUCGCCAUACCCGUUAGCAGCGAGCGAAGCUCCGACGGACAGAGCCAUUACUCCAGAACGCCCCAGGAGAUUGCAGGUUUCUACGCCACCUCAUGCGUCUCAAGUUCCACCACCUGCGGAUUCGUUAUUGAUGUUACUUCAACGGUACCCUGUCAUGUGGCAAGGACUGCUUGCACUUAAGAACGACCAAGCGGCUGUACAAAUGCAUUUUGUCUUUGGAAAUCCCAACGUAGCCCGAGACAGUUUACCAUGUAAUAGCGACGGAUCUACGCCCCCGCUCAGAAUAGCUCAGAGAAUGAGAUUGGAGCAAACACAGGUGGAUGGAGUUGCUAGGAAAAUGCAGACUGACAAUGAACACUGUAUGUUGUUGGCGCUUCCAUGUGGGCGAGACCAUAUGGACGUUCUUCAGCAGAGUAAAAAUCUUCAAACCGGAUUUAUAACCUACCUUCAACAGAAACAAGCUGCAGGAAUUGUUAACAUAGCUGCACCAGGCUCACAACAGGCUGCCUAUGUGGUGCACAUAUUCCCAUCAUGCGAUUUUGCUAAUGACAGUCUAGCUCGCAUUGCACCAGACUUGUUAUCCCGAGUUGCGGAAAUUGCCCACCUAUUGAUCGUUAUUGCAACAGUUUGAGACUGGUUGGCUUUAGCUGCAACUACUUCCUUCCUUGGUCGGAUGUUUCGACGAUGGCAUGAAGCCUUGGAACAUCCUGUAAUACCUAUUGGGUCAUAUGGACAUUGGAUGAAAAUGAUUCAGUCGCACCCUUGACAAUCAGAUGCAGAACUGGCUAAGUGUCAGAUCUACGUAAGAUUGUAGGCUUAGAGGGGGGUGGGGUUAUAGGAGAGGCUAGCACGGUUUUGAAACUGUGCGUUCCUCCCCUUUGGCAUUGUGGACUAAGCUUUAAUCGGCUCGUUUGCUAUUUACUGACAGUUUGUGGGGGCGACCGACGUCACUCUUGGUCUCCCCGACAAGUGAGUUAGACGCUCCUCUUCCCUCCACAGAGUCUUCUACCGCCCUGAUGUGAACACUUACUAUACUCACUUCUCCAGACAAAGUAAUGUACCCCUAACUAUAUGGGUAGUACACAGCUAACUAAUAAAAUAAUCUACCUAUACACAAGCUACUUUGUAAGCUUAGACAUAAGCAUUGUAAAUUAAGUGAGCCAGCGAGGGCAUAACUACUGUGAUUUUAAUUAUUUAACGAUAUCUGGAUAAAAUAUAAAGGCCCUUCUCGGUCCGCAAUAUGUGAUGUGUUUUUGUAUAAUAUUGCUCUAUAUAAAUACCUAUGUAUUAUACUAUAAUGAUAAUGAUGAUGAUAAUUGCUGCUGUUGCUGCUGUUGCUGCUGCUACUGCUGCUACUGUCGAAGUAGAGGGAAAAAACUAAGUUAGAUUUAAAGAGAAAAGUAAGAUCUACCUAUGUAGAAUUAUCCCUAGUGUAUGAUAUUCCCCCAACAUGAUGUAACAUAUUAUUAUGCUUAGCGUUAUGUACAUUAUAAAAAUUUGUAAUAUUAAUUAUUAUUAUUAAAAUUAUUAAAAUUUAUUAUUAUUAUUAUUAUAAAUAUAUAAAAUUAAUAUACGGGCUAGUUAGAUUGUACCAUGCCGCAAACUAAGGGGCUUAAAGAAUAUCAUACCACUGUUGAGUAUGAUUGAUCUCAUUCAUCAUUGACGCUGCCCCAUGUGCACCCUUUCCCACACCUACCACCCUGCAAUGCUCAAGUGCGAACUCAUCAAAUGUUGCGUCAUAGAGUCUUUAGGAUUUGUGUCCAAGAUGAUAAUGCGCUUACAUAUGUAUAGACCAUAACUUACACUAUGUUAUAUUACACAAGGCCCUAAAAAUAAAACUACAAUAAGUAACUAUCUAUUUACUAUAAUACGCUGCUGUGCAUAGAGCGUACGCCGUUAGGGUUAAAAAAAAAUGUAAAAACUACAGGGGUGGACGGGAAACAUGAUUAUAGAUCAAUUAAAAGAGUAUGCAAAAACAUUUAAGUAUCUUUAUAUCGUUUGUCACUUCCAAAUUUCAAUCAAUGGCAACAGAGAAUAGUCAUGUACAUGACAUUAUUUUGUUCUUACGAUUCGAGUGCAGAGUUUUCGAACAUACACACGGUUUUAAAUAUUUUUGCGUUUACUUCGUGAAUCUACCAGCCAGUGUUACAGCUUAUCAACUUCACCUCAUAUACACAUGACUGCGCAAAUUGUUAAAUCAUGGUGAAAUGGUCCAAGUGUUAUUAUCGAGUUUAAUGUUGUGGUAAUAUAUAUAUAUAUAUAUUAUCAUUUAUCUCAGCUCAUUUAAAACAACUUAAAAUAGUACAGUGUAAUUGGAACAUGUUGUACUAAGCGAUAAAAAUUGAUGGGCAACAGUACGGUAUAUUGCAUUCCGAGUAACUGAACUAAAUGCUGUACAUAUUUUUAGCUGAAGUAUCAUAGAUAAAUGAAUGAUCAAGAAAU